GGUAUGACAUAUAAGCGUCCGCUCAGCGCGCUUUCGCGCAGAUUACAUCAGCGCGUGGCACGAAGUGCUGCUAGUCGACUCUCUUUUUUCCUUGUCGUACGCAUCAGGAAACUAACAUGCCGGAGGCCAUUGCCGAGGUACCGCCCCUUCAAGGCGUGCAGUCCAACUUUGUAACUCGCAUAAGCGAACUGCCCGCCGUCACAAGUCUGUGGGAAACCGCAGCACAGUCGUACGCUCGGGCGAAAGCCAACCCGGGCCUGUUGGCGUAUGCGAUCGGCACCGCCGAGAAAUCGGCGGCAGUAGCCUUCGCCACAAGCAAGCCCGUUGUGGACAAGUUGGCUACACCGAUCAGCAUCGUCGACUGUUUGGCCUGCAAGGGGCUCGACAAGCUCGAAGAGGUCUACCCUGACGUCAAAAAGAAGGCACCCGAUCAGAUAGUGACUGACGCCGUCGAGUACGGGCGCAAGAAGUAUGACGAUGUCAAGGAUUACGGCAUGUCUCGGAUCAACAACAUCAAAAAUGUGUCUGCUGGUACGGUUCACAUGGUGGCACAUCCUGUGGAGACUAUCUCGCAGUGCCAGAGCCAAAUCUUGGGCUAUGCCAAGCAAGCUCUUGUUGCUACUGAAGCUACAUUGGACCAGCACAUUGCAUCCCUUGGGAUUGACAUGAAGAAAGAAGGGAACGAGACCAUGCCUCCAGAAGAUGUGGCUCUUCUGGCCCGGCUGGACAGCAUCUCGCGCAAGGCAACGACAUGCGCCUCGCGCCAUGCUGCCCUGCAGCUCAGUGUGCUGCAGCGGUAUGCUGGCGACUCCCUCUCUCGGUUCCAGGUGGCUCUGCAGCUAAUCCAGAGCAUGAAGCAGAAUCUGGCUGCCAGCACCAACCAGUCGUUCCAGGAGACCCUGGCACGCAUGAGCCUCCAUUCAGCCUGGCUACAGGGACUCCUGAGCGAGCCUACCGAUGAGGCCCAGGUGAAGAAUGUACAAGCCAUGGUGCUUGCUGUUGCUCGAGGUGCACUGGGUGCCACCAGCCGUGCCCUGGAGCACCCUGCAGUCCUGGUUCGCGGCAUGUCCUCCCAGUUGCAGGAGUCCUACAGUCGGCUGCUCAGCUCGAUGUCAGACAUGCUGCAGACCCUGACGGGCGUUGCCAACAUCAGCGAGCUGACUACAGCCACUCUCAACAACCUUUACCUGCAGUCCAUCCGGCUCGAGUAUUCGGUUCGCCUGUUCACCCAGCAGGCACUGGAGUGGCUGAUUACACUUCCUGUAGUGGAACGCCUCCUGCCGACGCCUACAGAGAUGACAACGUUUGGCUCGGACUCGACGAGAACAGUUGGAUCGUCUGAAGAAGACUCCUCUGCUGAUGAAUCCUUGUAGCCCCACUUUUAUUUGGUUCUAUAUAUGUAUUGAGCAAAGCUUGUACACUGGGAUGCACCUCUGGCAUUGAAGGAGCUAGAUGCACAUUUUAGUUAAUAUGUAACCACAUAAGAGACAGAAUUUCGUCAGCGAGCUGCAUUCAAGCUCGGAGACAUCCCACAUGUAUACUGCCACAUAAAUAAAGGUUUUUUACAUGGCAA
Molecule: messenger RNA, 1573 nt
Organism: Dermacentor andersoni
Lineage: Eukaryota; Metazoa; Arthropoda; Arachnida; Ixodida; Ixodidae
Product: perilipin-2-like
Biological process (GO): positive regulation of triglyceride storage; lipid storage
Cellular component (GO): lipid droplet; cytosol
Source: RefSeq, a predicted model, not a curated record